AUGCUACGACCACUAGGCUCUUUGCGCAGUGCAUGCAGUCAGGCCGUACAGCUGCGUCCAUACCAGGAGCAAUGCCUUGAUGCAUGCUCCGAGGCGCUCACGAAUGGCACCGCUCAUCGGAUUGGAGUGUCGUUACCCACUGGAUCGGGCAAAACCACCGUGUUCAUUUCACUACUGUCGCGCCUCAACCCACCGAAGCCCCAAGCCCGGAGGUCGCUCAUUGUUGUCAACAGCGUUGAAUUGGCACGACAGUCAGCCGAGCAAGUCUCGCGACUUUUCCCGGACUGGACGGUGGAAAUCGAGCAGGGGACGAAACACAAAGCGUCAGGGCUUGCUGACGUUACGGUUGCCACGUACCAAACGCUUCGUCAAGUAGAACGCGUCAAGAAAUUCGACCCCGCUUUCUUGAAGGCCAUUAUCAUCGACGAAGCGCAUCAUGCAGCGGCGCCUUCAUACCGUCGACUUCUCGCCCAAUUCGAUCCAGGCAUCAAGCAUCCAGACAAGGACUUCGCUCCCGUCGUACCACCACAUAAGAUUCCCAUCAUCGGCUUCUCUGCGACCUUCAGCAGACAUGACGGGCUCGGCCUCGGGAGUGUGUUCGAGCAUAUAGUGUACCACCGCGACUUUGUGGAGAUGAUCAAGGACCAAUGGUUGUGCGAUGUCAGGCUAACGGCUGUGAAAGCGAACAUCGACCUGAAGAGUGUGACUAUCAAUUCUCGUACCGGCGACUUCACACCCAGCAGUCUUGCCCAAGUCGUAAACACAGAGACGGUGAAUCAUUUGAUUGUGAGGACUUGGCUGGACAGAGCGGAGGAGAAAGCAUCGGACCGCAAGUCCACGCUCGUGUUUUGCGUCAAUGUAGCCCAUGUGGAAUCUCUCACGCAGACCUUCCGUGGGUUCGGAAUUGACGCAAGAUACCUCUAUUCGGGAACCCCGAGCAGUGAACGCAAAGCCCUGAUUGCUUCGUUCAAGGCUGGGCAAUACCCCGUUCUAAUCAAUUCGAUCUUGACGGAGGGCGCUGAUAUCCCCAACAUUGACUGUGUUGUGAUUGCUCGACCUACAAGAUCCCGGAACGUUUUCGCGCAGAUGAUUGGACGUGGGAUGCGGCUUUCUCCUGACACUGGGAAAAAGGACUGCCGCAUCAUCGACUUUGUGGACAGCACCAGUCGUGUAUCGGGUGUCGUCUCUUUGCCGACACUGUAUGGCCUAGAUCCCGAUAUAUUGGACUCGGAGAAUGAGACCCUCCUGACUGCGGAAAAGCGCGCUGCUGCCCCAUCCACGGGUGAACGAUCAGCGAGUAUUUCUGUCGAUGUCCCCGAACCUAGUUCCGUCACCUACCGGGACGACGACGACCCGUUCUCCUUGCCUUCCGACAACAGCGGCGCGAGUAAUUCACACAUUGAAACACUGAGUCGGAAUGCCUGGGUAGCCUGCGGAGGAGAUGUCUACGUGCUAGAAUGUAUGGGAAAGGGCUACGUUCGCAUCGAGCCAUACAAAGAUGAUGCUGAAGAGAGCUGUUUUCGAGCCUACUUCAGUCCGGCAAUCGAUAAAGCCACCGCAGCAGCCCUCAAAAUUGGACCAUUCCUCCGUGGCCGAGACAUCCUCACGGCAAGGGAGCUCGACCAUGCCGUGCGGGGCUGUGAUACUUAUGUCACUGGGAAAAUUGUCUUGGGGCACAUGGCUGUCGGAUUGCUGCGAUCGGCUCGUUGGCGAAAAGCCCCUGCGUCGGAGCAACAAAAGCAGUUCGUCGCCCGGCGCUGGGGAUCAAACAAGCUUGAUUCCGAAGAAGAGGCCCAGCGCAAGAAAGAACGCGUUGAGAAGCUGACCAAAGGUGAAGCUGGGAUCAUCAUCACCCGUUUGAAACACGGAGCCAAGGGCCGCCACGAAAAGAAGGUUCGCAAGGCCACCAAAGCAGCGUUACUAGAUGAGAAAGAGCAGACGCGUCGGGCGCGCGAGGUCGUGCAAGUGGGUCCUCUAAUAGAUUCUACGUAA
Molecule: messenger RNA, 1992 nt
Organism: Mycena citricolor
Lineage: Eukaryota; Fungi; Basidiomycota; Agaricomycetes; Agaricales; Mycenaceae
Source: the annotation of a GenBank genome assembly